Molecule: messenger RNA, 628 nt
Organism: Penaeus chinensis
Lineage: Eukaryota; Metazoa; Arthropoda; Malacostraca; Decapoda; Penaeidae
Product: hexokinase-4-like
Exons: 6
Coding region: 53-628 (191 amino acids)
Biological process (GO): glycolytic process; glucose 6-phosphate metabolic process; intracellular glucose homeostasis
Cellular component (GO): mitochondrion; cytosol
Molecular function (GO): D-glucose binding; fructokinase activity; ATP binding
Source: RefSeq, a predicted model, not a curated record
GAAAAACAACGUUACGUAGAAGCGGCAACGCCGAAGGCCGUACAACACUCAUAUGGAACCUGCUAGCGCGUCACUCCAAGCGUCAUUCCGCCACUACCAGACCAACAAGAGAGUUCUUCAACACAGCUUGAAGAUGUCAUCCAUGACUGAGUUCCCCUUGCUCUGUAUUCCAGAUGAACAUAAAAAUGAGAAGGUAAAGCAGUUGUUAGCUCCUCUCGUGUUAACAAAGUCACAGCAACAGAAAGUUUGUAAUGUUUUCCUUGAUGAGAUGCAUUUGGGCCUUGCUUCCAAUCCUGAGAAGAAAUCUUCCCUUUUGAUGGAGAAUACUUUUAUCCCUGAACUUCCUGAUGGUACAGAAAAUGGUGAAUACAUGGCUCUAGACCUAGGAGGAACCAAUUUUCGAGUCAUAUAUGUCCAGAUGAAGAACGGAAGCAUUACAGAGGAAAUUGUAGACUACUAUCAUGUGCCAGAAGAGCGACGGCUUGGACCUGGACCAGAACUCUUUGAUUAUCUUGCUGAAUGUAUUGGAAACUUUAUGAAGAAAAGGAAAUUGGGAGGACGAAACUUACAACUCGCCAUGAGGUUCCCUCAUGGCAAGUGUCCAAGCAGGCCCUUGGCCUAUCUCUAA